CAUAGAUCACGCAUUACCUUUUCCACCAUGCCGUUACUUUCCAAGCACCUCACCCGUUAUGUCGGCCAAAUCGUUCAGAAGUCCUUUGCGACCCCAACUCGCACCACAUCGGCGUACCUGGUUCAGAACAGAUCCUGUUCGACCGAACCGGAUCCAAACCAUCCGGUUGUGCAUCUUCCCGGUUUGGGCAAGUUGAAAGGAUCCCUCACCAAGGGAGCCUGGACCGGAGUUCCGAUCCAGCAGUUCUUGAAUGUGCGGUACGCAGAACCCGCCACGGGGGACCGCCGGUUCAAGGCACCCGUUCCAGCUGAACCAUGGGAAGGCGUACGGGAUGUAUCGAAACGUAAUCGUACUUCACCGUAUUAUGGGGACUUGAAAAAGAUGCCCAAGGAUCAGCUUGAGGAUGAUUUGGAAGAUUGCAUCAGUCUGUGCGUGUACACUAAGGAUCUUUCAGGAAAGAAACCCGUAAUGGUCUACAUCCAUGGAGGAGGAUUCUACAGCGGCAGUGCCGCUCAACACCCUCCAGAGUAUCUCCUGGAGAAGGACGUGGUACUAGUGGUUCCUCAGUACCGACUGGCAGCACUCGGUUUCCUAUCAACCAAAACGGAAAACAUUCCCGGCAAUGCCGGAGUCGGCGAUGUACUGCUGGCGUUCCGUUGGGUUCAAAAGUACAUCGAACACUUCGGAGGCGAUCCGGAGCGGGUGACCGCAUUUGGACAAUCCGCUGGAGCUGCGAUCAUAUCGGCCUUGACGUUCAGUCCUGUGGCGGAAGAGUCCCUGUUCAACAAGGUCAUUCUGAACUCCGGGGCUGGACUGGCUAGCAGCUGGUCGGUGGAUUUCAACUGCGAACGUAAUGCAAGGGAUAUCGCUAGACGGGCAGGGUUUGAUGCGAAGGCACCACUGGAAGAGGUGGAGAAGUUUUUGCUUCAGCUAGAUACGUAUACAUUGUUGAAGUCGUUUUCGCAACAUAUGUGGCAGGGAACUCCCAACGGCAUCAACUCCAUCGGAGGACAUCGAUUCACGAUCGGCGGUCCUUCGGGUAUCUUUCCAAAAACACCAUACGAAGUGAUGAAGCGAGGCGGUGGUCGUAAGAAUCUACCUAUGCUGACGGGAGUAGUCAAACACGAAGGCACGUUCGCUUUGGUGGAUAUAUUCGCUAUACUGGCUCAUCAGAAGCUACUCGCAAACAAGCAGUUCAUGCAGUAUGACCUUCUGGAAGAAGUUCCAAGGAUUCUCGCGUCAACAGAGACCAGUAACACGUUGGCACCGUUGAUCGCUAGAUCGAUGUUCAACAUUGACGAUCUUAAAUCUGGAGAUCUUCGACGACUCAUUCCAGGGUUGAUAGAUUACUGUGGAGCGGUCAUCAUAAAGUCUACGGUUCUCCGUUCGGCACAAUUCAAUAGCCGACACAAUCCGGACAACACUUACGUAUACAGCUUCGAUUACUAUGGCGAGCAUACGCGAUUCGGCUUUGACCAAGAUCUCAGCAAGAUUCCGUUCGAUGGAGGAGUUCAUCACACCAAUGACCUGUUGUUCCUCUUCCCGUACCCGGAAAAUGCGAAGCUCAACGAACCGGAUACAGAAAUCGCUAAAAAGAUGGUUGACAUGUGGACUUCGUUCGCCAUCGAUGGAGUUCCAAAAUCGAAGGAUCUACCGGAGUGGCCGGUUUUCAAGGAUGUCUACGGUCCGUAUCUUCACAUCAACAAGCAGUUCAGCAUCGGUCAAAAUUUCUUAGAUGAGCUUACGGUUGUGGCAGACGAAACAGCAAGAGCAGCGAAGAUCUACGGAGAACCGAAGAUGGCUUCGUUUCGUGGCGCUGUGAUCAGGAGUGGAAUCCUUCAGAAGAGUGUGUUUCAGAACAGAGCAUCGAUGUCGGUCGCUUUCUUCUCAACUGACGGGAAUGGUAACCCAGUGAUUGAACUUCCCGGACUUGGAAAGCUGAAAGGAUCGACUACUAAGGGGGCUUGGAGUGGUACAAACAUUUUCCAGUUCCUGAAUAUUCGUUACGGAGAACCUGCCAACGGUGAACAACGGUUUAAGCCUCCAGUACCGGUGAAGCCCUGGAAUGGAGUUGAAGACGUGUCCACCUAUAAACUUGGAUCUCCCGUGUACUACUGCAUGAAGAAGUACACUCCGGAGCAGUUGGCGCAAAACCAAGAGGACUGUAUCAACCUUUGCGUCUACACGAAGAACGUCGAGGCUAAAAAGCCAGUUAUCGUAUAUGUCCACGGGGGAAUGUUCUACGACGGAGCAGCUCGUCACUUCCCGCCCAACUACAUAAUGGAGAAAGAUGUAGUCCUCGUUGUUCCACAAUACCGACUUGGACCGCUGGGUUUCCUGUCUACAAGAAGCGAGAACAUUCCCGGUAACGCCGGAGUAUUGGAUGUGAUCCUUGCCUUGGAAUGGGUUCAGAAGUACAUCGCCAACUUUGGGGGUGAUCCAGAUCAGGUUACCGUUAUGACACAGUCUUCGGGAGCUUGUAUGAUGUCUGCAAUGAUGUUCAGCCCGGUCGUCGAUACUGAAAAGUUGUUCCACAAGCUGAUCGUACAAUCAGGAUCCUGUUUCGCUUCUUGGGGCUACGAUCAGAAUCCAGAAGCAAACGCUCGGCAUAUUGCAGAACUAGCUGGAUACGAUUCCAACGCUACGCUAGAAGAGAUCGAAGCAUUCUUGCUGGAGCUCGACACCUACAAAUUGCUUAAGGCUUUUGCUCAACAUUACCGUAUCGGUAUUCAAAAGAAGGGCAUCGACAAUGUCGGUGGAUGUCGUUUGGUCACCGAAUGUCCCAACGGUCUAUUCCCGAUCCUACCAUAUCACACCAUGAGAAAAGGUCUUGUGCGGAAAAAUCUCCCUCUGCUGAUCGGAACAAUGAAACACGACGGAACGUUCGCACUACUCGAUAUAUUUCUCGUCCUGGCCCAACGCAAGCUACUGGGCAACAAAGCCGUCAACUCCUACUCGAUGAUCGACGUAGUCAACCAAAUCUUGGGCAUGGACGAUCCGAAUGGCGUAACCAGCUCUCUUCAGACUGCUCUCUUCUUCGACCAAGCACAACUCGUCGAAGGCAAUCUCGCGAAGAUGGUCCCCAGCUUCUCCGACCUGGCAGCCACCUGUCUGAUGAAAGGUCCCGCCCUUAAACUGGCCCAAACUAACGCAAAACAUCAGCCGAACAACACCUACCUAUACAGCUUCGACUACCGUGGCGAGCAUACCCGGUUCGGAUUCGGCGUGGACGUAAACCAGUUUCCGUUCGACGGCGGAGUUCAUCACAACGAUGACCUGAUGUACCUGUUUCCGUACCCGCCGAAGGCUUCGAAGCUCAACGAUGCGGACACAGCGAUUGCCAAACGGGUGGUAGAUCUGUGGACUUCGUUUGCCUGUGAGGGGGUUCCGAGGGCCGAGGGAGUGCCGGAGUGGCCCAACAUGACACGUGUUUGUGGACCGUAUCUCAAAAUCGACACCAGCUGUACGGUGGGCGAAAACUAUACAGAUGAGUUCAAUGCAACUUUACGAGAUCCAGCAGCAAUCGCCAGGAAAACGAAGACUAGUAGUCCCACGUUCUACCGGCUACGCCAUUGUCGUGAAUCGAAAUCCAAGCUAAAUCUCCGCGGGUACGGAGUGCCGCACGAACACGUCCGUUCGUCUCAAAAUCCGUCGAAAGAAGAACGAAUCCGACGCGUCCCGAGCAUAUCUGGUCACCGUACUCCUCCUGGAUCCAAAGCCCGCCGAGCUCCUAAUAGCACCUUUGCUCUACACUACCGAGCUACCUUUGCUUCCAAGCUCCUCCUGGCUCCAAGCUUCAUCCGAGUACCUUCCCGCCAUCCAGCUCCAGCGUCCCGAUCAGCCAGCACCCUCUGCCUCGACCUCCUGGUUCCAGCGCAGGUCCCUCAAGAUACUAGAUCCUCACCGCCUCUUGGUAUCUCAACGACUAUUGGCACCAGUCCUCAUCGCAUCUUGAUACCUAAUCGGAUAUUGGAUGGUACCGCAUCUUAG
Messenger RNA from Aedes albopictus (Asian tiger mosquito), 3990 nucleotides. RefSeq lists its product as uncharacterized. Gene Ontology annotation, molecular function: serine hydrolase activity. Bases 28 to 3990 code for a protein of 1320 amino acids. The record is from RefSeq and is a predicted model, not a curated record. NCBI's taxonomy places the organism in Eukaryota, Metazoa, Arthropoda, Insecta, Diptera, Culicidae. The transcript is spliced from 10 exons.